Galeopterus variegatus (Sunda flying lemur) is the source of this 633-nucleotide messenger RNA. Its product is annotated as spermatogenesis-associated protein 17. Lineage: Eukaryota; Metazoa; Chordata; Mammalia; Dermoptera; Cynocephalidae. Gene Ontology annotation, cellular component: spindle pole. Gene Ontology annotation, biological process: establishment of meiotic spindle localization; mitotic cell cycle; spindle organization. The transcript has 5 exons. The record is from RefSeq and is a predicted model, not a curated record. Gene Ontology annotation, molecular function: protein binding. The coding region runs from base 13 to 633 and encodes 206 amino acids.
GCAUAUUAUACUAUGAAGAUGAAUUUCUACAAUGCAAUGGCUGUCAGGAUUCAGAGAUGGUGGCGAGGAUAUAAAAUUCGGAAGUAUGUGUUUAAUUAUUUUUAUUUGAAAGAGUACCUGAAAGCUGUUUCAGAGACCAAUGAUGCAAUUAGGGAGGCACUGGAGGAGUUUGCAGAGAUGAAAGAAAGAGAAGAGAAGAAGGCUAACCUCGAAAGGGAACAGAAGAAAAGAGAUUACCAAGCCCGAAAGAUGCAUUACCUCCUCAGCACAAAGCAGAUUCCAGGUAUAUAUAAUUCACCAUUCAGAAAAGAGCCUGACCCAAGGGAGCUGCAGUUAAAGAAGGCCAAGCCUCUCAUACACCGAAGACCUAAAGUUAUGCAGAAGUCCUGCACAAGCCUUGUGGACUGGCUAGCUUGUACGAGUGCCCGUUCUUUUCCGAGGUCUGAAAUUCUGCCACCUAUUAAUAGGAAGCAAUGUCAGGGGCCCUUCCGAGAUAUCACUGAAGUAUUAGAACAACGCUACAAGCCUUUGGAGCCAACACUGUGGGUGGCAGAACCAAUCACCGAGUUAAAGUUGGCCAGAGAGGAGCUCAGAAGAAAGGAAUGGGUGCAAAAUGUAAAUGACAAUAUGUGA